Actinia tenebrosa (Australian red waratah sea anemone) is the source of this 767-nucleotide messenger RNA. RefSeq lists its product as uncharacterized. Lineage: Eukaryota; Metazoa; Cnidaria; Anthozoa; Actiniaria; Actiniidae. The record is from RefSeq and is a predicted model, not a curated record.
UGAUAAUGGUUUUUAUAGGUAAAUGGGAGUCACCGCGACGACACCGUACCUCCGAAUGCUGCUUUUUUUUGCACUAGAGUCUACAGGUGCAGUUCCUUCUACAUCUAAUAUGACUCCCAUUGUGACCACGACUUCAACUAGUAGUUCUACCUCACUUCAAUCGGCCAGAACACAAGUGGAUUCUGCCAAUGAAUCAAAUGAAACAAAGAUUAAAGCUCGAGGGAUGAUUCUUCAACAGCUUGUUGAGUUGAAGAACCUUAAAGAUGCCAAUGUACUUACCAAUGAUGAGUUUGAGGAACAGAAGAAGAAGAUGUUAGAAGAUCUCAAGAAACUUUAAUUAUUAUUUGACAAUAAUGUAAAAUGUUUUAUGGUUGUUUUGUUUGUUUCUGAGUAUCAUUUACAUGCUUAUUUGUCAUUUGCAAAUAAGUACACGGAGGGCUUUACAAGUAAUCUGUAAAUCUUAGAUAGUUUCUAAUGUCUGCAUCAGAGAUUUGCAUGAAGGCUUCAAACACCAUUUCCUCUGGAUCAUCACGACACACUUGCCACACAACAUCAUUUCCUCGAAUCCAACUCUUUGCUUGAGAGAAAACGUUCUCACAUKGAUUGAAGUCARGACUGUAAGAUGGCAAGAAUACCACAAGAGCGCCACUAGCAUUUAUAGCUUGAACUACACGACGACAGCGGUGAAUUUUAGCAUUAUCUGUAAAAAUAUAAUGCAAUUUCUCUUCAUUAAUUUAGUGUGUUGCAAUAAAAUACUAACAAAAUCU